CCUAUAUAAAGAAGGAAACCCAGCACCCUGGGCCAGAAUGGCUGCACCAGUGUCUGAUCACAGGGUCAAAUUUUUCAUCCCAUCCCUGAGAGCAUAUAAUGCAGGACGAUAUCACUGUUAUUGUUAUAACUCUGCUGGGAGGACUGAGAAGAGUGACCCCCUGGAGCUGGUGGUGACAGGUGUCCACCAUGGCAAACCUAUUCUGUCAGCUUUUCCUUGCCCUGUGGUGACUUCAGUUGGGAAUGUGACGCUUCAGUGUGUCUCUUCCAAAGGAUACGAUACAUUCAUUUUGACUGGGGAAGAACUGAAGUUCUCCAGGUCACAAAAGUCACUGCUCAUACAUACUGGACAGUACUUAGCUUUUUUUCCUGAGAUCUCCAUGACAUCCAGCAAGAGUGGUGCCUUCAGAUGUUAUGGAUACUAUACCAAUACCUCACAUGUGUGGUCAGAGGCCAGUGACUCUUUGGAGCUACAUUUCUCAGGUGAGGAAGUCUCCUCAUUCGCUCAACUGACACCAGAAAUCCUUUGUCAUAAGCCCUUCUACCUCAAGGAGGGUUCAAAACCAUAAUUGCUGAAGGGAGCUCUUGACUACUAAGGCCCAGACUAUGAGAGGCCUUGGGACUUUCAGAGCA
Messenger RNA from Peromyscus maniculatus bairdii (prairie deer mouse), 632 nucleotides. Lineage: Eukaryota; Metazoa; Chordata; Mammalia; Rodentia; Cricetidae. The record is from RefSeq and is a predicted model, not a curated record.